AUGUUGCAAGUGUCAUUGCCUUUAUUUUAUGGUUGCCAUAGAGACUAUGAUACUUGGGAAAAGAGCAUAGAGAAUUUGUUUGUAUUGCUUAACAAAGAGAAAGAGAGUGAGAAAAUAGCCUUAGCUGUAGGCUGUUUUCGUUCUAGUGCUUUAAAUUGGUGGAAGCUAGUUUCAAAUAUCUAUUCGCAUCAUUGGUAUCGUAAUUUGGAUGAUUGGCUUGAUUUGAGGAAUGCUUUGCGAGAAAGAUAUGCUGGUACUAACACCUUUGAUGAAGCAAAAGUGAGGUUGCUCAAUUGUAAGCAGAAUGGUAGAUCCGUUCAAUCUUACUUUGAGGAGUUAGAAGGCGUAUUCCUGAGUUCGGGUGUGGAUGAGAACGACUACAUGUUGACUGAUCGUUUCCAUUAUGGCUUGGACAAGGGUUGCUUCAGAACUGGCUGGGAAACAGGAGAUUGGCUUAGAGAAUGGAAAGAUGGCUGGACCAGUUUAAGAAGAAUAUUCUUGGCUGCAAUUAAUGCAACAAUUUACCACAUAUCGGAGGAGCGAAAUAGAAGAUUGUUUACAGGAGCUAUUCGACAGGGUUCUGAGCUGCUGAAUCAGAUUCAAGAUGAAGGGAGAAUCACGAUUCUGGGCAAACAAAAGGGAGUAUGGACAGAUGCUGAAAGGAGGAAACUGGAAGGCUAUUCUAUUGUGUAUCAGUUUUAUCAGGGGGAUGGACAUGAUUAUAGUUCGGCUUUUGCUACUGACGAGACUUUUGGCACGAAGCCUGAAGCUAUUGCAUAUGCGAAGGAUAUUGCAAAUAUGUACAACAUGGAGUUAAGUGUAUUCUCGCACAAAGAUAAUAAUACUAUACUCUUUUGUCAUAAAGGAGGCUGGUAUCCAGGUCAACAGGUGGAUGAAAACAUGCGCGCCCGACCCAAUACAAAGACACAGAUGACUGGAUGCCAGUUUCGGGUUACUGUCUACAAAAUAUAUGAUAGGAGGCCACUGAGUGCAGAAGUGAAAGAGCUUAUUCAAGAGUACUCUAAAGUUGGGACUAAGGCAAUCCACAUUUUACGGGCGAUAUGGACACAAUUUUCUGAUGAAAAUAUUACCUCCAAACAAGUCUACAAUUACAGAAAUCAAUUGCGUAAGGAGGGAUUUCUAAUUCUGGAUGACAUGGCUUCUAUGGACAUCGUGGGAAAGGUGUUAGAGGUCGCAGAACAACACAAAUACAUCAUCUUCACUGAGUGCGAUGAAGAGACACAGAGGGAGAAAUUGCAAGAAUCAAGGCAGAAAAUAGGGAGGCAACACAACAAGUACCCUUUCUACCAAUUGAGAUGCAACGUUUCACACUACUGCUUGGAUCUAUUGAACAAUGAGUUGGAAAGGGCACAGCAACUCGGAGAUGAUGUGUUUUGGGAAUGCAAUCACUACUUGAAGCAAACUCAUUUGAUCCCUUGUACAUGUAUUCUGAAGCGGGUAAUGGAGGACUACGAGGUUUUGACUCCAAAAUACUUACACAAAUUUUGGAACACACUCGACAUCGGUCAGGUUGCAGAGAAGGAUAGUUCGGAUGAUGUCUCCGCUCACAGAUUGUUGUUCAGGCAGUUAGUGGAAGAAUUGGACGCUGCUAAGGACCCAAUACAACGCGAGAUCACUAGAUUGAUGUACAACAAACUUCACCCGGGCCAAGCCAGAUCGAAACAACUGCGGGUUGGAAAGAGAGACAAAGGCAGGCCGAAGAAAGGAGGCAUCUCAAAAAGAAAGCAAGACAAACCAAAUGUGUGGGCAUACAGGGACGGCAAUCAGGAUGGAACGAACACCAGCGAUUCCAAUAAAGCAGGUACCAGCAAAGGAACAUGGACUGGACUAGAUGGGAUGAACACCAGCAGUUCCAGUAGAGGCCAUACGUCGGGAUCUGAAGCUCAUGUCGGAGAUGUGAUGCAGACAGACUUUUCCAAGUUUAGGCAUAAGAAUAAGAUUCAGCAGAUACUCCACAACCAUGUUCAGUCAUAUCUUGAUGUCCAGCCUGACAGCAAUUUUGGUUUUCGUGUCAUUGCGAGUUGCAUGUUGAGAGGGCAGAAUAAUCAUGUUUUGUGUAGACAGAUAGUUUUCGAUGAGGUUAUAAAUAAUCCUGGGCUUUACAGGAACCUUUACGGAUGGGAUAAAUUAGCUGAAAGCCUAAAGCGUUUACGGUGGAUUGGUAUAAGCGAAGUUCACUGGAUGUCGACAGAGGACUUUUAUCCCAUCGCUAUAUAUUUCAAUGUUGUUGUGUACUACUUCAGGACAAAUGGCACUUUCUUAGCUGGUAUGCGUGACGUAGACGGGACAGACGUCGAUAGUAUGAAUGGAUGUGAAUGGCUCCUGUACCAGUCGUGGUACUCUACAGCUGCCUGUCCUACCUCUGUAGAUGAUACCGGCAUACAAUGA
Molecule: messenger RNA, 2409 nt
Organism: Oldenlandia corymbosa var. corymbosa
Lineage: Eukaryota; Viridiplantae; Streptophyta; Magnoliopsida; Gentianales; Rubiaceae
Source: the annotation of a GenBank genome assembly